Molecule: messenger RNA, 591 nt
Organism: Aspergillus pseudotamarii
Lineage: Eukaryota; Fungi; Ascomycota; Eurotiomycetes; Eurotiales; Aspergillaceae
Exons: 1
Coding region: 1-591 (196 amino acids)
Source: RefSeq, a predicted model, not a curated record
AUGCCAGCAUCCGAAAACAUUGAAAUGAUCACCGAUUUGCUUGAGGGACUGAAGCAUGGUGUUAAAGCGAUCAACCACGUUUUCGAGGUCGGUAAAUGUGCCAACAAAUGCUACCGCAGUUUGAAAGAUACCAAACGGAAAUCUAGAGACCGUGAGAACCAAACCCACGAGACACAUAGGCGCCAGUCAAAACCACACAAUCCUCAUUCUAAAACAUUCUAUGUGCUCGUUCCAUAUGAAACGCACCAAGUAACACGCUUUGAUCGAGAGGACGCAAGGAAGGUUGCGCUUAACGCAUUUAAGGGGAACACUGCACGUCUUAUAAGUCCCAAGGGAGCGUCAGAUAAGCAGCCUACUUCUUUGUAUGAAGGUUAUGUUCUGGCUAGGGUAAAGGUCGAAAAGGGCUAUACUAAUGAUGACAUUCUGAAAUCGGUACGGGAGAGUUUGAGGACCAAGGAAGGUUGUGCUAAUCUUGAGUUCUACUUUCGCGAACUGCGACGCUGUCGUAGGGGAUAUUAUGUUGUGUCCAAACGGGCUGUGGAUGCGCGAGCCCAGAAGGGGAUGAAGUAUAAUGGAACUGAGUCACGUUGA